UCAUAGCGACCCCGUCCUUCAGGCUUUCUUUUCUCUGUCUUCGAGCCUCUUAUCCCUCUGUGCAACACACCAUCUCAUCUUUCAUUUAUAUCUUUCACGAUUAUAGAUGUGUUGGCAGAGUAUGAGCCUGUUAACGGACACGCCAGACCAAGAGACGCGACAAUAUGUUGUUGUGAUGACAGGUACUCACAUGUCAGAGCCUUGUACUGGGCGCGUGGUGUGGAAUCGAUGGCGACAACAACAAACCAUCAGACGGAGAAUACAUAUUCUCCCGAAUCCCGAUGUGACUUUCACAGCUGGCAGAACUUCCAUUCUAAAUAAAAUCAACAAAAGCCCCAUCUACAACUCCUCCACUGGUCCUCAUCCAGUACGGACAUCCAUCAAUCCCACCAAACUCUCCUCCCCACAACCAAUAUUCUUCCAUCCAACCCUCCUCAAGUCAACACCACACUCAUCAAUCCUCAAAAUUCAUCAUCCAUGCCUCGCUGCGGCUCCUGCAACAGGAAGUUCCGGACGGUUGCAAGACGGAACAAACACCUUCGACAGGUCCACGGCGUCACCGUCUUCGUGUGUCCGGAUUGCAAUUACUGGACUUAUAAACGGCAUUUGUUUAUGCGGCAUCGGUUUUAUAUUCAUAUCUUAGGUGGUUCGGGAUAAGUGGGUGGGUGGGUUGGUGAGGAGUCUUUAGAUGUAGUUUGGGGCAAGUUGUUGACUUUUUUUAGGUGGUUAGGGAAGAUG
Mollisia scopiformis is the source of this 738-nucleotide messenger RNA. RefSeq lists its product as uncharacterized. The record is from RefSeq and is a predicted model, not a curated record. The transcript has a single exon. NCBI's taxonomy places the organism in Eukaryota, Fungi, Ascomycota, Leotiomycetes, Helotiales, Mollisiaceae. Bases 107 to 643 code for a protein of 178 amino acids.